CUGAUUGGUCCUCCCGCGUCAGUUUAAAAAAGAGACCGCGGAGAGGAUCAGCCUAACGUUUCCUUGUUCCCUCGAUGUUUCCUUCUUUAAAUGUUCCUCCUGCUGAAUAAAACACAGCCCGAAGAUGAUGGAGUCAUGUUUAGGAGGGAAGCCGGAGAGAGUGGGACCAGUGGAGGUGGACGACAUCAGGAAAGACCUGCUGGGGGAAUUUGCUGCUCUGCCAGCCCAGGACAGUGAUCAGUCGCAGUCUGAGAACCUUCAGGUGUACCUGAGGGUUCGACCGUUCACUGCAGCAGAGAGCGACCAUGAAGGUUCACAGGAGUGUGUGACCAUCGAGGGGCCGGACACCGUGGUCCUGAAGGCUCCCAGGAUCUGUCAAUCAAACAGACAGAACGAGAAGUCCUUCCCUCAAACAGCCCAGAGGUUCUCCUUCACUCAGGUGUUCGGUCCGGACUCCAGCCAGAGGAAGGUCUUCGAGGGUUCGGUUCGAGGUUUGGCGCGAGACGUUCUGGACGGAGGAAACUGUCUGGUGUUCACGUACGGAGUCACCAACGCCGGGAAGACCUUCACUUUCCUCGGUCCGGACCAUGACUCGGGUCUGCUGCCCCGCUCUCUGUCUGUGAUCUUCAACAGCAUCGAGGGCCGUCUGUACGGCCGGAUGGACCUGAAGCCUCAGCGCUGCAGAGACUUCAGCAGACUGACUCCAGACCAGCAGGCGGCCGAGAGCAGCAGCAAGAAGAACCUGCUGAGGCUGCUCAAAGAGAGCGACAAAAGUCUGACAACUGGGAGGUCAACGUUUCUGGAUGGUUCGUCUCUCAGCACUGACAGCAGCGUGAACAGCGUCUCUGACUCUGACAGCUUCUGUCUUGACGUCGCCUCGAACGUUCGUUACUCAGUCUGGGUUUCAUUCUGUGAGAUUUACAACGACAACAUCCACGACCUGCUGGAACAGGUUCCCAGCGGACACCAGAGGAGGACGGUGCUGCGUCUGUCUCAGGACGUCAAAGGAAACUCCUUCAUCAAAGACCUGCGGUGGGUCCAGGUGAACAGCUCUGAGGAGGCCUACAGAGUGAUGAAGAUCGGGAAGAAGAAUCAGAGCUUCUCCUCCACCAGACUGAACCAUCUGUCCAGCAGGAGCCACAGCAUCUUCUCCAUCAGGAUCCUCAAAGUGGACGACGUUGGCGUCCCUCGAGUCCUCGGCAUCAGCGAGUUGGCUCUGUGCGACCUCGCCGGCUCCGAGCGCUGCUCUCGGACUCACAACACGGGAGAGCGCCUGAAGGAGGCGGGGAACAUCAACAGCUCGCUGCUGACGCUCGGGAAGUGCAUCAACGCCAUGAGGCUCAACCAGAACGCCAAGUUCACGCACCACGUCCCCUUCAGGGAGUCCAAACUCACGCACUUCCUGCAGUUCUUCUUCUGUGGUGCCGGACGCGUCUCCAUGGUCGUCAACAUCAACCAGAACUCGGCGAGCUUCGACGAGACGCUCAACGUCCUCAAGUUCUCCGCACUCGCCCAGAAGGUGGUGGUGUUGAACACUCGGCCCGUUGUCGUGGACGACGCCCCCCAGAGGUCGGCCCUGGAACUGUCCAUGAUCAUCGACGAGGCCGACCAGCGCAGGAACGUGAGCGGGCGCGGCAGGAAGAGCUCGCUGCUUGCCUGGGAGACCACGCUGGAGGACGUGAUGGAGGGUGAAGACGGGGAGGAGUGGGGCGAGGAGGAGGAGGAGGAGGAGGAGGAGGAGGAGAGCAUGAUGGAGGGAACAGUGCUGGAGGCAGGAGGGGAGGAAGAAGAGGAGGACAGGACGAUGGAGGAAGAAGGUAAGAUGGCGGCGCUGCGUCUGGUCCUGGAGGCUCAGAUCAGAGAGGAGGUCAGCGCCGAGUUCAUGGAGCUCUUCAACAAGAUGGAGAAGGACUACAGUGAGCGUCUGGAGAAGGAGAGGGAGAUCCUGGAGGAGCGAGCGGAGAAGAGGGUGGAGAUCCUGAAGAACCUGGUCAGCAAGACGGUGGAUCUGUCUGCUGUCAGCGCCGACAACACCAAGCAGGAGCAGACGGCUCUGCUGGAGGGGAUCAUCAGCUCCAUGACUGAAGACCUGGAGAAGAUCAAAGAGGACGCUCAGAGCGCUCAUCGCUGUCUGACCGACCAAUCACAGGCUGCAGAGCUGGAGGCGCUGCGAUUGGAGAAGCAGCAGUCACAUGACCAGCUGCAGGAGGCCGCACAGAGUCUGGAGCAGCAGAAACAGAAGCUCUCUGGUCUGAUGGAGAUCUGUCAGCAGAAAGACGACAUCAUCAACAAGCUGCAGGCGGCCAUGGACGACGCAGCAGAGAGCGCCACCAGAGACAGAGCUCUGGUGGAGUCCAUAAAGUCUGAGCUGCUGGAGCUGCAGAAGAGGAGGAGCGCAGGAGAGGAGAGAGAAGAGGAGGAGAAGAGGAAACGACAGCGGGAGGAGGAGGAGGAGGAGAGAGGACCGGCGAGGAAGAGAGUGGUCCUGGAGGACGAGAUCUGGAGACUCCAGGAGGAGAGCGACAAGAAGGAUGUGACCAUCGAGGAGCUGAGAGAGAGGGAGGAGAGGAGGAGGGGGCUGGAGGAGGAGCUGAGGAGGCGGGAGGAGGAGGUGGAGGAGCUGAAGAAGGAGCAGGCUCUGUUGGAGCAGAAGGUUCUGCAGCUGACGGAUCUGGAUGAGUGUCCUCACUGUGCGUCUGUGUUCGGGUCUCUGGAGUCUGAGCAGAGAGAAACCUCCAGACUGCUGAAGGAGAACAAAGCUCUGGUGAACGGGAUGUUCCGCCUGCAGACGGAGGUCACAGAUCUUCAGUCUCAGCUCAAGCAGAAGACCGGCACGACCGACAGCCUAUCAGAGCAGCUCAGGACUGUUAAGACCCGCCUCCAAGACCAGGAGAGCCAAUCAGAGGAGAAGACCGGCUCCAUCAGCAGCCUGACGCAGGAGGUGGAGCGCCUGAGACGAGAGAUGAAGGAGGAGGAGGGGCGGAGCAGCAGCGUCUUCCACGCCACCAUGGAGGAGCUGAGGAAGGAGAGCCAGGCGGCGCUGGAGAGAUCGACUCAGAAAUCCAAACAGAUCCAAGACCUGCAGAGAGAGAGGACGCACCUGCAGGAGGACCUGAGGCUCAGUCAGGACAGGUGCGUGCAGCUCACUGAGGAAGCAGCCAAUCAGAAGGCAGAGCUCCAGAGUGUGAGGGCGGAGCUUGAGUCAGAGAGUGGCGCCCUGCAGAGGAAGCUGGAGGAGACGGAGAGAUCAGAGGAGGAGAGGAAGAGGAGCGAGGAGGAGAGGAAGAGGAGCGAGGAGGAGAGGAAGAGGAGCGAGGAGGAGAGGAAGAGGAGCGAGGAGACGGAGAGACGAGAGAGGGAGGAGCUCCUGGAGGACAGCGUCCGGCAGACGGAGGCUCUGAGGACAGAGCUGGAGCGUCUGAAGGAGGAGCUGCAGAGGAGAGAGGAGGAGGAGGAGGAGGGGAAGGAGAACAGGGAGGUGAAGGAGGAGGAGGAGGAGGGGAAGGAGAACAGGGAGGCUGAGGAGAGGAAGGUGCCGAUGGUGGAGGAGCUUAAGGAGGAGAUCCUGAGGCUGCAGGAGAGGAGGGAGAGACAGCAGGAGGAGGAGGAGGAGGAGAAGGAGGGGAGGAGCAGGGAGUUUGAUGCUGUGAGGAGAGAGAUGGAGAGACUGAAGAGACUUAAGGAGGAGAGAGAGAGAGAGAGGGAGCGCCCCCUGCAGGGAAUCACUCAGAGGUGUGGUGGGCGUGUCCUCCAGGAUCAGGAUGCUCGUGUCUCUCCGCUGAGACCAAACAUGGCCGACAGGAAGAGAACCGCUAAAACUACAGGAAGGAAGAGGAAGAGCUGCGAGGUGCAGGGUCUGGUCUUCAGUGAGAACAAGAGGAACCGAGUGAGGAACACACGAAACGACAAACAGGCAGGGACGGGGACGAAGGAGAAGAGAGACGGCGCUCUGCAGAAGAUCGGAGAGUUGAUCCACAGCUCUCCCUCCAUCCUGAGCAGCAAAGCUAAAACCCUCCUGAGCCUGGUCAGCGGUCCUGAGGCGGUCACCACGGAAACCAAACCCAAACGAGGGCGCAGGAAGCUCUUCAAGAAAGACGCCGGGUCGCCGCUGUUCGACUCCCCGCGCAUGACACCAGGGGGCGCCGAGGAGGAGAAGGAGAGCGACCACCUCAUCAUCAAGAGACAGCUCCGAUCCAAAACCUGCAGGAAGUGAGGACCAAACCUGUACAGACCUUCACACACACACACACACACACACACACACACACACACACACACACACACACACACACACACACACACACCUGUACAGACCUUCACACACACACACACACACACACACACACACACACCUGUACAGACCUUCACACACACACACACACACACACCUGUACAGACCUUCACACACACACACACACACACAUACACCUUCACACACACUCACACACCUUCACACACACACACACAUACACACACACACACACACACACACACACCUUCACACACACUCACACACCUGUACAGACCUUCACACACACUCACACACACACACCUUCACACACACUCACACACCUGUACAGACCUUCUCACACACACACACACCCUCACACACACACACACACCUGUACAGUUUGUUUUGAUGUCUUUUAACCUCUGGAGGUGAAUGAAGUGAGAGAACACUUCUUCUUCUUCUCCUUCAUCAAAUAAAGAUGUAUCCGUCUGUC
This is a messenger RNA of Notolabrus celidotus (New Zealand spotty), 4724 nucleotides long. Its product is annotated as kinesin-like protein KIF20A. Gene Ontology annotation, cellular component: spindle microtubule; nucleus. Gene Ontology annotation, molecular function: plus-end-directed microtubule motor activity; ATP binding; microtubule binding. Bases 125 to 4213 code for a protein of 1362 amino acids. Gene Ontology annotation, biological process: mitotic spindle assembly; microtubule-based movement. The transcript is spliced from 31 exons. Lineage: Eukaryota; Metazoa; Chordata; Actinopteri; Labriformes; Labridae. The record is from RefSeq and is a predicted model, not a curated record.